Messenger RNA from Saccoglossus kowalevskii, 3321 nucleotides. RefSeq names its product flotillin-2-like. The record is from RefSeq and is a predicted model, not a curated record. Gene Ontology annotation, cellular component: flotillin complex; cytoplasmic vesicle; plasma membrane. Gene Ontology annotation, molecular function: protease binding. NCBI's taxonomy places the organism in Eukaryota, Metazoa, Hemichordata, Enteropneusta, Harrimaniidae. Gene Ontology annotation, biological process: regulation of myoblast differentiation; protein localization to plasma membrane.
GUUGCUGUCGGCCAUUUCUGUUGUCCCUGUAUAUCGACCUGGAAUUGGGGAACGAACAAUUUCCAGGUUUUAUUUCCAAUUUUACACACGGACAAUCGCUUUCAGCGGGAAUUUCGAAGCAUGGGGAACUGUCAUACAGUCGGUCCCAAUGAGGCGCUGGUGGUAUCUGGUGGUUGCUGCGGGGCCAAUUCAAAGAAAACUGUGAUCGGUGGAUGGGCAUGGGCAUGGUGUCUAGUCACGGAUGUUCAGAGGCUAACCCUGGAGGUGAUGACAUUGAAUCCACUAUGUGAGAGUGUGGAGACAUCUGAAGGAGUACCGCUAACAGUCACUGGGGUUGCCCAGGUCAAAGUUAUGACAGAGCCAGAGUUACUGGGGACUGCUUGUGAACAGUUCCUGGGCAAGGAUUUAGAACAAAUACAGAAUGUUAUUCUGCAAACAAUGGAGGGUCAUCUCAGAGCUAUUUUAGGUACCCUGACUGUUGAAGCAAUUUUUCAAGACAGAGACCAGUUUGCGUCCUUAGUACGUGAAGUAGCUGCACCCGAUGUGGGUCGUAUGGGCAUUGAAAUUCUUAGUUUUACCAUCAAGGAUGUGUUCGAUCGAGUCGACUACUUGGAUUCAUUGGGCAAAUCACAAACAGCUGUCGUCAAGAGAGAUGCAGAUAUUGGCGUUGCCGAAGCCAACAGGGAUGCAGGAAUUAAGGAAUCAGAGAGUCAAAAACAAAUGAUGGAUGUGAAAUUUGACGCAGAUACAAAAGUAGCAGACUCUGCCAGAAUGUAUGAAUUACAGAAGGCUGGUUUUGAGAAAGAAGUUAACGCAAGGAAAGCAGAAGCUGAACUUGCGUACGAACUCCAGGCUGCCAAAGUCAAGCAGAAGAUCAGGAAUGAGGAAAUUGAGAUUGAAGUUGUGGAACGUCGUAAACUGAUUGAUAUUGAAGAGAAGGAAAUUGCACGUAAAGAGAAAGAGCUGAUAGCGACUGUAAGGAGACCAGCAGAAGCGGAGUCGUAUAAACUAGAAACACUGGCUGAGGGUAGAAGGACGCAAUCUAUUUUGACGGCAAGUGCUGAAGCUGAGAGGAUCCGUGUUGUUGGCGGUUCAGAAGCUAGCUCUAUUGAGGCUAUUGGUAAAGCUGAAGCUGAGAGAAUGAGAAUGAAAGCAGCAGCUUAUAAACAGUAUGGAGACGCUGCUAUGAUGAGUCUUAUCUUGGAAGCUAUGCCAAAGAUUGCAGCCGAGGUGUCUGCACCGUUGGCAAAGACAGAUGAGAUCGUUCUGCUAGGCGGUGAGAACAAAACAACAAGUGAAGUCACAAAAUUACUCGGUCAACUCCCACCAGCAGUACAAGCACUCACUGGUGUUGACCUAUCUCAUGUUUUGACCAAGGUACCAGGAGCCAGAGCCUAAUCAGAAGAGAUUUAAAAAAAAAUGUCUUAAUAUUAAAAUUACUGUAUAUUAAUUUUUUUUUAAAACUAUAGUUUGAUUACAUGUAUUUCUACUAUAUUGUGUCACAGCUCGUGGGUCAAAACGACAUAUUCAUUUUUGAGUAUUUCUCUGCUUUUUAACUGAAUGAAUUUUUAAAAGUGUUGAAUAAACAUACAAGUGGAUUUUCUCCAUAAAAUAGUGUUGCUUUUACAGCAGAACUUCAAAAGUGAUAUGCAAAAUUUCACUUUUUUCCUGCGCAUGGUUUUUAAGUUUUCAAUAAAGAUUGUUUCUUUUCCUGAUUUCCAAAAGGUUUUAAAGAACAAACAACAAAAAGAGACUAUCUUUUUGUAUUUGACAUGCGAGCUCUGAUACCAAUGUGAUAUUACUACUUUCAGGGUCUGAUACAGCUGAACCGAGUUAUUUUUUUUUACCAAUUAGAUUAGUUUUAGUAAUGUUCACAAGUUUUAGAAAACUGUUAUGACUUUAAUUUAAUUGUUUUUGUAUUCAUAUACACAGUUAUUUUAAUCGCAAUUGUGUGUGUGAACCACUUUCUCCACACACAUGGAAAUAAUUAUGUUAAUGCUUAGGAAAAUUUUAAUAUUCAAAUACAUCCCCCUUGUAUGUAUAGUGCCCUCUAGAGGUGUCAUGAAGCACAUUUGAAAAUGUGUUCUUUGAUAUACAUCGAAAAAUCCAUAUUGCUAGAAGGAUGUCAGAUUAUUGACAUGCAUGGUAGGGGGCUCCUUCCCGGGUUAGUGUCAAUUAUUUAAUGUGUAUUUCAAUUCUUGAAUAUUUGUUUUCACCUGAUUUGGUAUUUGAACAUUACUGACGACACUAGGAAUGUACUGUUUUCUGUACGGAAUUACAAUCAACUUCUACUAUGCCUUUAUUUAAUUAACCAUUUAUCCCAUUAUAUUUCUUGUACUUAACGUGUCUACUGUGAAUUGUUGAAGCAAUAUUAUCAUUUACCAGCAUGUACAGUAGCAAGUAAUGUCAUUUGCUUUCUUUUUUUUUUUAUUUCUCGGGAUAUUUCUGAAUCUUGUAUUUUUGUCUCCUUUCCUGUGAAUAUCAUUCUCAUCAUAACUAAUAAUCAAAAUCUUCAAAUCCUUUGAUUAAAAUCACACAGUCAAUUCAGAUUACAUCUGUUUUGUCUAAAACUAACAUUAAAAUAAAAUUUGAAAAGAUGUCAACACCAAGUGUUGCUGGGAGAUAUGAAUAAAUUCACUUUCCUUGCAGAACUAGUUUGUAUUGUAUUUAACAGUUAUACAACUUUAUUUGUGUAAUAGUAAAACCUUGUAUUCAUACUGCAAGAUUUGUGCUAUAUAUAGCACAGUAUUGAAAUACGUUCAAAUUUGGAUUUUCCAAUAUUCAGCAGGUAUUGUGGUUAGUGUCAGUAUUUUAGUAUUCUAACCCAAAACCAUUUUAUUACAUGAUUGGUGGUGAUUGCACAUUUGAAAAAUUAUGACUUAAAAAUGCUUCUGAAAGGAUGUAUCUACGGAAAACCAAUAUUCACUUGUCCAUUGUAAUGUUAAUAUUUCAUAGGACGUUCAUUUCUGAAUACAAAUGGGCUCCCUCAGUUAAUUAUGGAGAUGUCCUUUCGAAAAAAUACCUUAAAUGUGUAAGUAGAAUAAGUUGUGAAAAUAUUUCUAUGGUUUUUUGAAUAUAGCAUUAGACUGAUAAUGUUGUUGCCAUGGUUAUUGUGAUCUGUUAGAUGGUGAUUCAGUAGUAUGCGUAAUUUGUUUUCAAUCCUUCUGUACACCUGAAUUGCCAAAUUAUUUUAUGCAUUUUCUGUAAAUAAAACCUUAUUUUAUCCUCAUUUUCUUUUACAUAUUUUCAACAAAAUGCAUGUAUUCAAUUGACUUUAGAAACAUGUUUUAAUAUUUUCUACGAAUUUACCUCUUUUUUCGU